This is a messenger RNA of Cantharellus anzutake, 570 nucleotides long. RefSeq lists its product as uncharacterized. Lineage: Eukaryota; Fungi; Basidiomycota; Agaricomycetes; Cantharellales; Hydnaceae. Bases 1 to 570 code for a protein of 189 amino acids. The record is from RefSeq and is a predicted model, not a curated record. The transcript has 4 exons.
AUGUCAACUUCACUGUACUCUGCGUUUGUCUCCAAAGUCUCGAACACCCCGGGGGUAGGCUUUCUUGGCCUCGGACUCGCUAGUUCCUCCUUUUUCUUCUUCGGUAACAUUGCCAACUUCCUGGUUGUUUUGCUCCCCGCUACCACAAAAGGCAGGGAUCACAAGAAUGCAGGAGAAGUCAUUAAGCAAUGGGUAGCCCUGUAUAGGAAUGGAGUUCGAUGUUUUGUACCAAGUUCUGUGAUUGGCACCUUAUCAUUCUUGGCGGCAGGCUUGCUGUCCGAAUCGCCAACGCCAGGUUCACCUGGUCUUAGACCUCUACUUUUCGCUGCCGCUGCCGUAGCAGUCAUCCCUUUCCCAUGGACAGUCCUCACGAUGCUCCCUAUCAACAACAGGCUUCUCGCCCUACACGACCGCUUCUGGAGCGGGGACGAGCAGGUGCAGCUUCCAGGCGAGGUCGAGGAGAAGGAAGCCCUGCAACUCGUUGAGAAGUGGAGGAAAUUGCAUCUGUUCAGAAUCGCUGUAGGCUUUCUUACUUGGGAACUUGCGGUAGUCGCUGCCUUCCUCGCCUAA